AUGGCAGCCGUGAAUGAGUGGACGAAGAGAGGCCCCUUAGAAUGGCACGAUUACACUUACAAAGAAGUCAGAGUGACAGCAAGUGAGAAGGACUAUAGAGGAUGGGUUUUAACCACAGACCCCGUCUCUGCCAAUAUUGUCCUCGUGAACUUCCUUGAAGAUGGCAGCAUGUCUGUGACCGGGAUUAUGGGACACGCCGUGCAGACUAUUGAGACUGUGAGUGAAGGGGACCAAGGAGUAAGAGAGAAGCUGAUGCAUUUGUUUGCCUCUGGAGACUGUCAGGCAUUCAGCCCGGAGGAUCUGGAAAAGAGAAGGAACAGCCUGAGGAAAUGGCUUGAGAAGAACCACAUCCCGGUCACUGAACAGGGAGAUUCGCCAGGGACCCUCUGUGUGGCUGGGGUCCUGACUAUAGACCCACCUUAUGGUCCAGAAAACUGUAGCAGCUCGAAUGAGAUUAUUCUGUCCCGUGUGCAGGAUCUUGUUCAAGGACAUCUUGCAGCUUCCCAAUGA
Messenger RNA from Pipistrellus nathusii (Nathusius's pipistrelle), 510 nucleotides. NCBI's taxonomy places the organism in Eukaryota, Metazoa, Chordata, Mammalia, Chiroptera, Vespertilionidae. The record is from the annotation of a GenBank genome assembly.